UCUGAAAACAUGAAGACUCAGAUUGUUGGUGUGUGUUUGGCAAUCCUCGGUUUUCUUGGCACCAUCCUCAUCUGUGCGCUGCCCAUGUGGAAGGUGUCGGCAUUUAUACAGUCAAACAUCAUCACUGCUCAGGUGUUUUGGGAAGGCUUAUGGAUGAACUGUGUGUUCCAGAGCACGGGUCAGUCACAAUGCAAAAACUAUGACUCAAUUUUGGCUUUACCACAAGAGCUGCAAGCCUCCAGGGCUCUAAUCUGCGUGUCUAUUGCUGUCAGCGUGGUGGCCAUCGGGCUCACAGUGGUUGGAGCUCGAUGCACUUCUUUCUUUGAUUAUGACCAACUGACCAAAUCCAAUGCCGGCAUUGCAGGAGGUGUGGUGUUUAUUAUAGCAGGGAUUGUGUGUAUUAUUCCUGUCACUUGGUCAGCUUACAGCAUCAUCACAGGGUUUUUUAAUCCUGUGGCCACAACAGGAAGACAAGGAGAGCUGGGAGCUUCUAUAUAUUUGGGAUGGGUAUCUGGAGCACUCCUCGUCAUUGGAGGAAUUACUUUGUGCACCACCUACAGAUGCUGUAGAGGAUGAGAGAGCAUGCUGUAGAACAUCCAAUACAUGCUGCAGUUAACAGUUCACAAGACAAUGUGUGCACUCUCAAAGACUUUUUUGUUUUGGGCUUUGAACUUCUAUUUUCAUCAUUUUUGUCAACCUGUAAUUGCACUAUAUUGAAAUUUUACAACAAAUCUUAAUGAAAUG
Molecule: messenger RNA, 744 nt
Organism: Neolamprologus brichardi
Lineage: Eukaryota; Metazoa; Chordata; Actinopteri; Cichliformes; Cichlidae
Product: claudin-4-like
Cellular component (GO): membrane; bicellular tight junction
Molecular function (GO): structural molecule activity
Source: RefSeq, a predicted model, not a curated record